CUUGCGCGUCCUGAGCUGAGCGGCUCUUUCUAUGGCAAUGUCGACUUUUCCAGGAUUCCUCGUUUUGAUCGCUGUGAGCUCGGGGCAAGUCAUGAGGUAUGGCAAGCCUGAGCAGUACGUGGGUCCGGACUUCUUUCAAUAUUGGAAUUUCUACACUGGUCCAGAUCCCACCCACGGAACCGUGGACUUUGUGUCUGAGUGGGAGGGCUGGAAGAACAAACUGCUUGAUGCAUCAGAGGCUGGUGUGCUCAUGCGUGUGGACAACACCACAGUUGUCGGUGGUCAAGGUGGCCGGAAGGCGGUGAGGAUCGAGAGUAAGAACAGUUACAAUGGCGGCCUUUUCGUGGUGACUCUCGAAAACGUCCCGACGGCUUGUGGCGCUUGGCCAGCCUUUUGGAUGUUUGGAGAUGAUGCACAACAUGCCUGGCCGCGCUGGGGGGAGUACGACAUUUUAGAAUCCAUCCAUAUGACAAACUAUGCUACAACGACCCUCCAUACACGCAGAAGCUGUGACCAGAGGGAUGUGAAUCUGGGCAUUGACUUUGUGGGGCAGGGCUGGGCCACUGGGUCCCUUGGGACCAACAAGGCCAAGAAUUGCUGGGUAAAGGCUCCGCAAGAGUUCUCCAACCAGGGCUGCGGUCAGAAAUUGCCGGACGGAUCCUUUGGCCCAGAAUUCAACAAGAAUGGAGGUGGAACUUUUGUAGCUGAGUGGACACAUGGGGGUCGCAACGGGAAGAUCAUGCGCACCUGGUUCUUCCCGAAGGGGAAGGAGCCCAUUGAUCUGGUGGUGCGAUCUCCGCAACCUGAUUUGUGGGGUACCCCCAACUCCUUCUUCACUCUCAAUGAGCGGUGGUGCAGCGCUGACCACUUCAAGAACAUGAGGAUGGUAUUUGAUACAACCUUCUGUGGUGACUAUGCCGGGUCGACGUUUCAAGCCAGUUGCCCCUGGCUGAAGCAAAGCUGCGAGGACUACGUGCGCAACAGCCCUGGAGCCUUCAGCAAUGCCUUCUGGAACAUUAAGCGCUUGGAUGUUUAUCAAAAGAUAGAUGCUGCCGUACUGGCCGCGCAAGCGCCGCAGUUCGUGGCGGACACGGACGCUGCGAUGGCCAAGGCUGACGAACGCGCAACGAACAACGGACCCGUGUUGGCCUUCUUCUUCUUGGCUUUGCUGAGUACAUCUUCUGGAGUGCUGUACUAUUACUACCAUAGGAACCAAACGGUGAAAGCAAAGGUUGAUGAAUUGGCUGUUGCAGCGAAGCUCCCUGAAGCCUACAACUUCACCAUGAACUCCAUCGAGCGUGCCAAGAAUUCCGUGAAGGCGACGUUGCAACGGCAGGGAUGCAUGGAGAGUGAGAACGAGUCGCCUAUGAGUUCACCCACAUCGCGCAUGGGCUUGCGCAGAGGUGGCUCCAGGGAAUUCAAAGGGCCGGCGUCUCCAGCAGGCAGCCGAGCAGGAACAGCUGCGGCGCCGAUGACCGCUACGCUCAGUAUGGGACACCAGCCGUCCCUGAGGUCAACCCCACAGUUGGCGUCCAUCCAGGGCCGAUCGCCUACUGCCUCCAGGGUGCAGUCAGGCUCACUUCCAUCAUCUGCGCAAUCGGCAUCAAUGGCCCGUGGAGCUCAACCGGAUGCGCACCAGGUUCCGCAGCCCUACAUCUUCAGCAUGAUGCGCGGAACCAGUGGAAACCUGUCGGGUCCUUUGCCACAACCGGUCUCUCCGCAACCCACGGGGAUGCGCCAGAAUUCCCUUCCGAUGGCCCACCAGGCAUCCUCUGGUUCCCAGAGAAUGCAGGCUAUGGCGGUGGUGCCAGCGCAGAUCGCGCCCAUACAUCUACCUCCUGUGACCGUGACCUACAGUGGCCCGAGGCAAUGAUAGCAGGACAUGAGCGAGUGGCAAGGAGUUAAGAGCUGGCGCAUCGCUUGGAAGACUUCCGAGUCGACUUUUCCGAUUUCUGCCAUUUUUGCCUCUAAAGCGCGCCAUGUCCCCGGGCCCGAUCUUAGCCAAAUGCGAAUGGAGAAAAUUCACAUCUUGCAUGGUGGGGAUGCCCAGCUUCCUGCAAGCUCCCACAAGAGCUGGUUGAAAGAGCCAGCAGCCGCUGGAAUGCUUAUGAGAGCUUGGUGGUCCGUGGUUUGUGUUUGCA
This is a messenger RNA of Cladocopium goreaui, 2141 nucleotides long. Lineage: Eukaryota; Dinophyceae; Suessiales; Symbiodiniaceae. The record is from the annotation of a GenBank genome assembly.